CAAAGGAAUCCAAGCACCGUAUCAAGAUACUACUGGCUCAUUAGAUUGGUACCGUUAGGAUACUUGCUGCUCUUUCGGCUAGCGUUCAAUGACGUUCCCUCAAGUCCUGCUGUUGCCUUGCACCUCAGAGUACUUGCCGGGAACUUCCAACGCCAGCACUUCUUGCUAGCUAAUAGAUCAUCAAUCUUCCUACCAACCUAUUUGAUUACAAUCAUCCGGACAUACGUCCAAGGACGGGACAGCUCUUUUCAUCCGCAAUUCGAGAUACAGGUGUAUAGCGCAGCUGGGUUGACUAGCAAGGCUGUGUCAUAGCCAGCAUGCGCCUUAUUAACACGACGACUCUUCAGCUUGAGGAGUACUUUGACAGAAAGAUUCCGCCAUACGCGAUUCUCUCACAUCGAUGGGAGGAAGAAGAGGUUACCUUUCAGGACAUGAUAGCAGAGGGGGCUGCCAACAGCUUUAAAAUUACUGGUUGCUGUCAACGAGCACGGGAGGACGGCUUGAAAUAUGCUUGGAUCGAUACUUGUUGCAUCGACAAAUCCAGUAGUGCUGAGCUUUCGGAGGCUAUCAAUUCUAUGUUUAAAUGGUAUAAAAAUGCUGAAGUGUGUUAUGCAUACCUAUCGGAUGUUCUAAUCAAUGGAUUUGACUCAACCUCCUUAUCCUCAAUGUUUCGGAGGAGCCGAUGGUUUACCCGCGGAUGGACAUUGCAGGAGCUGUUGGCCCCUCACACGAUUAUAUUCUUCGAUAUCACGUGGACAGAGAUCGGAACGAAACUACAGCUAAGACCAUUGAUUGAGCAAAUCACUGGCAUUACACACCUUCUCAAUUUCAACAGAGCUUCAAUUGCUCAAAAAAUGUCAUGGGCGGCUGAGCGAGUGACAACGAGAGUUGAAGACCAAGCCUAUUGUUUAAUGGGUCUCUUUGGUGUCAAUAUGCCUCCGCUCUAUGGAGAAGGAGAUAAUGCUUUCCGAAGAUUACAGCUUGAGAUAUUGGAGGUGUCAGACGACGAGUCAAUAUUUGCCUGGAAAGAGGACCUUCUGUGGGACACAGCUGGGCGCAUGCAAUCGAAUUUGACUUUGCUUCAGCGCUGA
This is a messenger RNA of Mollisia scopiformis, 1091 nucleotides long. RefSeq names its product HET-domain-containing protein. Lineage: Eukaryota; Fungi; Ascomycota; Leotiomycetes; Helotiales; Mollisiaceae. Bases 318 to 1091 code for a protein of 257 amino acids. The record is from RefSeq and is a predicted model, not a curated record. The transcript has 2 exons.